This is a messenger RNA of Megalops cyprinoides (Indo-Pacific tarpon), 1453 nucleotides long. Its product is annotated as phospholipid scramblase family member 5. Lineage: Eukaryota; Metazoa; Chordata; Actinopteri; Elopiformes; Megalopidae. The coding region runs from base 1 to 933 and encodes 310 amino acids. The transcript has 7 exons. Gene Ontology annotation, molecular function: phospholipid scramblase activity. The record is from RefSeq and is a predicted model, not a curated record. Gene Ontology annotation, biological process: plasma membrane phospholipid scrambling. Gene Ontology annotation, cellular component: plasma membrane.
AUGUCAGCCGUGACGGCUCAGCCCCUGCCGUUCGGCUGCCUGGAGAGGGAGAAGCACAUCGAGACGCUUUUCCGGGCUUUCCAAGGCAAGCGAAGGUGCUCCACAGAGGUCCUCCCAGGCUCUUCUGCGGCAUCUUGCUCUUUGAGGGAGGCGGGUUUGCCCCGUUCCCGGGGAGUAGAGGACCAGUCACCCAGGCUGGGCUGGGAGGGCGAAGAGGAGGGCCGUGCGGGACUCAGGAGAGGAGCCGGAGGGGUGGAGAUGAGCAUGCAGGGGGGUAAUCGGUGUCCCGGCACAGCACCGACAGAGGGCCUGGCCCUGCUGGAUGGAGCCAGCCAGCUGCACAUCACAGCCAAACCGGAGCUACAAGGUCCGCACUGUGUACCACGCCGGACAUACAGCAUUGCUACAGGAAACAGGGACCAGCUGUAUGUAGCUGUUGAAGAAAGCUCAUGCCUAUGCCUGCAGUGCUGUGGCCCGGCGCGCUCCUGCUCCCUGCGGGGGUUCGACCGGCAGGCGCGGCAGGUCUUCCUGUUCGAGAGGCCCCUGAGGGCGGACGCGUGCUGCCUGGGUUGCUGCCUGAUGGAAAUGAGGGCUUUCAACGCCGACCGCCAGCUGAUCGGGACCGUGCACCAGAGGUGGAGUGUUUUCACCCCCCUCCUGGAGAUCUGCGACUCUGACGGGACGUCCACCGUGAGAAUCCAGGGGUCCUGCUGCCCCUGCCGCUUCUAUUCCAACCAGGAGUUCCAGGUGGUUUCGUCCAUUGGGGAGAGUUUGGGUCGGAUAUGGAAGAAAUGGCCUGGUUUCAAUGAAGAAUGCAACAUGGACCAUGAAUAUUUUGGCCUGGAUGUCACUCAAGAAAUGAGCACAAAGACUAAAGUGCUUCUGCUGGCAGCCACAUUCUUGCUGAAUCACAUGUUCUUUGAGAUGAGUUAACCUGGGCGGAAAAGGUCGGGCAGGGAGAUUGAGCAAUCACUCUGAAAGGUGGCGAGGUCGUCGACGCCGAUGGGAUCAAAAGGAGUGAGGAGUCCAUCGUGGCCACGCUUCACUCCACUCUCGGACACCACAGAAUGGCACAUUCUUGUGAUGAAGGGGACAAAGCAUGAAACCCCCCUCUCAGUGGGAUUAUAAACAGCACUGGACAGAACUGUGGGCCAUGGUUCAACGCUGUGCACUCAACCUCUAUGCCUGCAUGCAAAAAAAUGGACUCAUUUCCUGUGUAACCUGCUCUCGGGCUGACACUUCGCAUAUAUGGUCACACCUCUCUAAAACACCAGCGGAAAUAUUCUUCUCUGGCUUUCUGGAGACAGCAAGUCAAACAAAACAUUAAAACCUAACCUCAGCUAACAGGUCUAUAUUUCACGUUAUGUUUUUUUCAUAUCGUACAGGGAUCAAAUGUUGCACAUUAUCAUUCCAUUGGUAAUAUUUUUUUCCAGACGUAUGCUCUUGAAUAAAC